Messenger RNA from Geodia barretti, 579 nucleotides. Lineage: Eukaryota; Metazoa; Porifera; Demospongiae; Tetractinellida; Geodiidae. The record is from the annotation of a GenBank genome assembly.
AUGCAGAUCCUGGUAACCAACGACGACGGCCCGGCUUCUCCGCUCGUGUCCCCGCUGAUCAGGGCCGCGGCGUCGCUGGGGACGGUGACGGUGGUCCUGCCCGCCACCGAGCGGAGCUGGACCGCGAAGGCGAUGACCCGCUACGCCGACCUGCCGCUGGCGCGCCGCGACCACCCGGAUCGCGACGGCAACGCCGUGAGCGGCUUCACCCUGGGCGGCACGCCGGCCGACUGCGUCAACGCCGGUUGCUACCUGCUCGGUCCCCGGCCACCCGAUCUGGUGCUGUCCGGCGUGAACGCCGGUGAAAACACCGGUGUCUCCUACGCGGCCGGUUCCGGCACCAUCGGCGCCUGCCUUGAGGCCAACAUCGCGCUGGUCCCGGCGAUCGCCCUCUCGCAGCAACUGACCCCGGCGGGAUUCGCGAGUUGGGCCGCGCCGCGCGCCGGCCGAGCCGGGAACCGAGCUAGGAGACGCGCUCGCGCAGCUCGACCGCUUGCUGCCCGCGCUACUCGCCGAUCUGCUGCCUCGGCCGAUCGCCCGGGAACGCGAGCCCGGUACCCGACUCACUCUGGAGUGUGA